Molecule: messenger RNA, 2419 nt
Organism: Andrographis paniculata
Lineage: Eukaryota; Viridiplantae; Streptophyta; Magnoliopsida; Lamiales; Acanthaceae
Exons: 2
Coding region: 566-1876 (436 amino acids)
Source: RefSeq, a predicted model, not a curated record
UAUAAAAAAUACACCAAAAACUCCACUCCAUUUUCGAGUGGAGGUACAGUGUCACUGCCCCCCAUUUUUUACACCCCAUGGGGUUGGAGAUGAUCUUAGUCGAAUCGAUCGAUCGAUCGAUGGUAGAAGAAGCAUUUUGAGGAGAGAGAGGAUUGAUUGAAUCGCCGGUAGUAGGCUUUUCCAAUUUAUUUGGUGGCACAAUUUGCGGCGCUCGAUUCGAUUUUGUUGAGGAGGGAUUCGUUGCCGGCCGGAGAGGUCGGGUUGGGAGGCGCCGCUCUUCGACAUUUCCUCUUCAUCUGUGUAAGUUGACAGAUCCGUGGUUGGGGAAAUAGAUAGAUUAUUGAUGAUCUGGAUCACAAUUUGGUUGAAUCACUGUAGGUUUGGUUUGGUUUCGAUGGUUGAGAUUUAGGAAGGAUGAUGUAUUAUGGCUGGGGAAUAUAGAUGGAAUUAGGUUUUAUCCAAUCGAUGGAAUUAGGUUUUAUCCAAUCGGUGGAAUUAGGUUUUAAUCUCAGUUUUGAUGAUGAUUAGGGAAAACACAUCAGGAAAAAUGUCAUGUGAACUGUGAAUGGCACUCAUCCCAUCGACCUUCGAAACCCUAGUGCCUUCCCGAUACAUCGCCUUCACAAUUCCCGGCCAUCCCCACCGGAUUGCUGUCCUCGAUUCGCCGGCCGCCGCCUCUGAGGAUGCCGCCGCCUCUACAGCGGCCAUGCGGGUUCCACUUGGCCGCGAAUCCGACUGGAUUUUCUCCACCUUCUCCGGCCACCUCCAGCUCCUCCUCUCUUCCCCCACCUCCCAACCUCUCUCCCGCCUGAUCUUAAUUGGCAACCCGCAGGCCUCCCCGCACCCUAUUUCCUACGAUUAUUCCACCGUCAUACCUAAUUCCGCAGCGCCGCCGCGGAAUUUGGCGCCGCUGUUGUUAGCCCUAACCCCCAAAUCAGCGACCGGAGAAAUUCCCGAACCGGCGGUUUUCUUAGACUACGAAGAUGAGGUAAUUCGAAGCUCGAUUUUGGAGAUUUGCGAGGGGCCUCGCGUUGGGGAGAUGUUGAUCGAGAACGUCGAGCUGGAAAUCGACGGCGGUAAGGAGUUUAGGAGGCGGCUGAGGUUUAAGAGAAUGCCGAAUUUCAUCCAAACUCAGAUUAGUAUCCAUCCAAAGGAAGAAUCAAAGCUCGAGAGCUUGGAUUCCAUGGAAUUUGAUUUAGACUCCAACGAAUUAGUUCAGCCGUAUCUAAUCCCCAUGGUUGCAGGAAUUUCAGUGCUCUGUAAUUUUUUGGAAGAUCGAAUUGUUCCAAGGGCCUUAUGUUUGGGGGUUGGAGGAGGAGCUCUGCUUAUGUUUCUGCAUACCAAAUUGAGCUUUGAGGUCGUCGGCGUCGAGGCCGACGCCGCCGUGAUUCAAGUGGCGAAGAGAUAUUUUGGGUUAGAAUGCAAUGACACAAUCGAUUUGAUCGUCGAAGAUGCAAUUAAAUAUGUUAAUGAUCUGUCCAUUGAUGUAGCUGAGGGGAAUAAGUUUGAUGUAGUUAUGGUUGAUUUAGAUUCUGAUGACGCAGAGUUCGGCGUUUGCGCGCCGCCUCGUCAGUUUGUUUCUGAGUCUGUUUUUCGAGCCAUCAAUGGCAUUCUAUGCGACAAGGGAGCUCUGAUAAUAAAUGUGAUACCUUUGAGCAAGUUAAGUUAUCAGGGGUUGAUUAGUGAGGUUGGGAAAGUGUUUGAGGAGCUGUACGAGAUCGAUGUUGGAAAUGGCGAGAAUUUCGUUCUUGUUGCGACAAAAUUGAGAAUUGAAUCUGCAUUCGAUGCAGAUGAGUGUGGUUUCUUGAGGAAGUUGAGAUUGGUUGUUCCGGGAUCUUAUCUAGAUUCAAUUCGGAAAAUCCCAAAAACCAAUUGAUCUGAUCCGACAUUGUUAAAUUCGAAAAUGUCUUGAUUCUUACCCCGUGCAGUUGUUGGAUUCAAUUUAUGCAUAAAUACGAAAGACAAGAAUCAACAGCAACGAUUGCCCGAGAGUAAUUAUGAGAAUUUUUCUCGAGUUCUAUAAUUUGGAGGAUUCAAACGCAGAGGUACUCCGGACCUGUUGCCCUUGUUCAAUAUGGUUACUUCGACUAUAUUGAAACGGCGCAAAAUGGAGAUUGGCGCCGUACCUGAUGGCUAAGUCAUGGGAGGAUCCGAUUGGAGCUAACGGUCCGAGACUCUUUCUUUUCGAGCUUCCUCGUCCCUAAAUCAUGCGACUUCAUUACAAAUUGUUGCUGAGUUAUGGAACGAGGCUUGAAUUUCAACCUGUAUUUGGUUAUGCAGCACGCUAGCCUGUAAAGUUACCAAACGAUUGUCACAUGGAAUCUUGUUGUCAACGUGUUGUGCUGAAGCUUUUUCGGCAACUGCAUUGUCCUUCGACAUGCUCAGAGGCGGAUUUAGAAAUUCUUUUUACUGGGGCACA